AUGGAACCCUUCAAACCCGUGUCUGCAAAAUAUCCCACCAAUUCCUUCUCACUUUCUGCAUUUCUGUAUGGCUUUGGUUAUGAUUCAUUCACUGAUGAUUACUUAAUAGUGUUAGCAUUAUACAACUCCAACAGUUCAUCUGUUUCUGGUACAGAGAUUCAUAUCUUCUCUGUGAGAACCAAUUCAUGGAAACAACUUGAGGGAUGUUUCACAUUUAUCAGUCCAAUCGAUCGACCUGAUCCUAGCACUGGUUCAGUGGCUGGUUCGACCUUAAACGGUGCUAUUCAUUGGUUGGCUUUGUGUGCUGAAGCGGGGCAAGCUUCAUCACACGCAGCAAUAAUAUCAUUGGAUUUAACAGAAAAGAGUUUACGAAACAUGUGA
Molecule: messenger RNA, 381 nt
Organism: Neltuma alba
Lineage: Eukaryota; Viridiplantae; Streptophyta; Magnoliopsida; Fabales; Fabaceae
Product: F-box/kelch-repeat protein At3g06240-like
Exons: 1
Coding region: 1-381 (126 amino acids)
Source: RefSeq, a predicted model, not a curated record